This is a messenger RNA of Bolinopsis microptera, 3470 nucleotides long. RefSeq lists its product as uncharacterized. The record is from RefSeq and is a predicted model, not a curated record. Lineage: Eukaryota; Metazoa; Ctenophora; Tentaculata; Lobata; Bolinopsidae.
AGAUGUCAAUGAGAUGGUUGCCGGGGGUCCAAUCUACUUCUUCCAACAUGACGAGUCUCCGUUUGUUCGGAGACAACGAAAAUCUCUAGCUCUCGUCGAAUCCUUGGAAGAAGAAGCAUCCCUCACAAAACAAGACUCUGCCAAGAGCAAGCUAGAAAAAGAAACUGUAGAUGAAACAAAGACGAGACCCGGGACCACUCCGGGGACGGAGGCGAAGGAGUCGCGCAUGUCAAACUACAAUCACGAGCUUGUGUCCCGUAUUGAGGAGGAUGCCAGGUUGUUUCUGCAAGAUGGCACCUCACUCACCAGCACUACUCCCAGCUUGCACAAGUUUCUGCCUCUCUUGAAACAAGCUAUCUUAACAUUCGACAUGAUUGAUCCCAGUCCUGUGGAGAAGAUUACUUUACAUGAGAAAUUCCAGAUAUUGAAGGCUCAGUCAGGUGAUCUAUUUGAGGAUCUAACUAGAACUCUAGAGUUCCUGUCCAAGGAGAACUAUGCCAUCUCCCCUGACAUGAUCCCUAGUGAAUCACGUGAGGUGUUCCUCUCCAACUUCUACAAACUCACCGCCGACACGGAGGUCGAGUACCGAGAGUGGCAGCGCGGUUCACCGCCCCAAAACGCCCGGGACGCAACCACCGGCAAACUCAACUCCCAAGUCUCGGAACUGACUCAGUCCUUCGAUGGCUCAAGAAGCGGAAAAUCUCGGCGGCAAAAGACAUUGUUCUCCGGAGGGGAGACCGACGGUGGAACCAGCAGUCGCUCAAACGAGGGAACUAUUUACGGGGGGAUAAAGAGCGCGCGGAGAGAGUCAGCGCGGCGAAGGAACAUGUUAUCUGAUCAGAGUGAUAUUAUCGAGGAUCUGUAUCUAGAAAACAACCAGCAGUCUGAUGCUGGCAGCCGUAUGGGUAAAGAAAAGUCCGGGAUGAGACGAAAAGAAAUGGAAAAUUUGUAUGAAAUACAACCACACAACACAACUAUUAACUUCUCUCUCAUCAACCAGAACUGUGCUGCUAAAGGCUGGAUUAUAAACCAAGGAGACGGCGCUAAAGACAGAUCACUGGUGAAGUAUCUGCUGGAACGGCUUCAGAAGUGCAAGAUGAACAAGACCGCUGAGGUUAAGAAAGAUAACCAGGAGAAGUAUCCGUCACUCCUAAAAUAUUAUUCUGAGUUUGAGAGUGAUCCGUAUAAGAGUAGGAGACCGUUCAGCUGGUCGGGGAGACACAAAGUUGGUUUUGUAACUGAGGUUCCACAAGACAUGACCUCUCAGUUGCUGUUCGCAUUUCCUGACGGGAGCACCACGCUUUACUAUCCUAAUGGGAGUGUUUGUUGCGUCCUGUCAAACUUUCCUCUUCCAAAAGAGCAAGAUUUCACCAGAACGAUCAACAUCUUUCACCAUCUCCAAGCGGAAUUUAUCGUAGCUUCCUUCAAUCCCUCUGGUGUAGGCAGUUGUUGGUAUAAUCAGAAAACUCCUGCAUUCCUCUCCACUAUCUUAGGUGGAUGUGUCUACAACGAAGAAGGAGUUCCUUGUAAAUCAUGGUCUUGGAACAGUGUUGACACUGAAGACUUCUUGUUGACAAUUAACGAUUUUCUAACCUUGUUCUUCACCUCAACUGGAGAGGUUUACCUGCACCUCCAACUGUCUGACGAGUGCGUGUUUAUCAACGUUAAAACCGUCAAAGUUCCGAUAGAGGACACAGUACAGUCUCCUGUGUUAAUGUCAAGUGUUGCGUUCAGAUCAGUGACUGCUCAGACCAUCCUGAACGCUCCUAAAACAAGGAACAGAAGACGACUCAGGCAGAAACGAAUCAGCUCAACACGUGUUACAGACGAUUCGGAGACCGAGGAAUUGUUGUAUCCUCACAAACAUUCCAUAGCUGAUCCCACUGAUAGAUAUCUCAUCAAUACAUCUAAGAAAAUCGUAAAGACUGUGGACGAGUUUCUGCUGAAUUUCAGACAAGAGCUUUCUCUAGGAAGAGCAAGUUCAAGGAACAGCAGGGCCUUGUCUGCUGCUUCUAAAGCUUCCAAAGGAGCCACUGAUUCUGAAGCAACUCUCCUCAAGCUGCCAGCUGGUUUCAAGACCAUAUCAGGAGGCUGCAAGAAGAAGACCUGUGUCACGAUCAAUUUGAACAGUUCACCCUUCCUGGUCUUUCCUGAGAGAAAAGAUCCAAAGAAGAAGAGUUGGAAGACGAGAGGUUCUUCAGCGUGCAGCAGGAUUAAGUCUCCGAGGAAGAGGCUCACGCUGACAUGCCCUCUAGCAAUGAGGAUCUACCUGGCUACCAACGAGGAAAUGAUGUGUAAGUGUGACUGGAGAGUGAUGCCCCAGAUUACAGAUAUGGAGUUUGAUCGUGUCAUCUCGGAGUGUUCCCAACAACUGGUUGUAAUAUCAGUAUAUUCUAGUUUCCAUCCCGAGGCUACUCCUUGUGAUGCUAUGAUGGAGGAGAUAUCCUACGGUAUCAAUUACAGUCGAUCCCAGCCGUGUGUGCAGGCGGUACAAGACAAAUACCGGCUCGUAAAAUACGACAUGUCCACCAACAAACUACUGAAGAACAGACACAACGUCAUACCUGGAAUGUUUCUUAUCUACUGUAAAACAAGGCUGGUGUUCGCUGAUCUGGUCUUCAACGGUUAUGGUAACGCUAAGAAGGAUUUUAUGAAACAGGUGUACAAAUGCGGUAGACUGGCGGAACAAGAGAAGUUCUUGCCUCACGACUUCAAGUUUACUGGUAUGAGAAGUUGGGAUGAAGCUGAUGAAACAGUCCGACAGAUCCUGACCCUACAGUUCGGUAAGACAAGCGGUUGGAUAGCACCGAAACUCACUCCGCUAACCCGGAAAGAAGACGUUUCACUUAUCGGAUGGUGAACUAGAUCUUCCACUUAUAGACUCGUUCUAGAUCAGAUCUUAUCUAAAUUUCAGAAUUGAGAUAUCAUCUACUUUACUCAGAUUUACAUAUUGAAUCAAAUUCUAUUCAGAUUAGAGCAUGAUAAUUUAUUUAUUUGCAGAUUCACGUUUUAUACAUAUUAAGUAUUUAGAUUGUUUUAAAGUGUAAAUAGUAUUGUAAAAACUUUCUAGAUCAUAAAUGUAAGGGCUGUAAAUUAUUUAAACCUAAUUUGGUAAUCAUUUGUGUUGUUAUAGUUUAGUCUAACAUUUAUAAUUCGGCCUUACUUAUAUGGCAAUUCCGUACAAAGAACGCUAAAUCGGAAAUGUAAAAAGAUGCUAUACAGAAGAGUUUAAAAUUGCUUUAAAAAAUAUUACGACGUACUUUAUUUGAAUUCAAUCUCUAGGCAAGAGUCAAUAAUUUCAUUAUGCUGGGUGAAACAGAAAUUAUGAGCUUUCAUUAAAACUUAUUACUUAUAUAACUUAAUUUCAUUGGUUUUGUGGAUAGGUUCAUGUACAUAAGUUAAGUAUUGUUUAUUGGAUUUAUGCGAUCAUUAAUUAGAGUCAGUUGCCAUUAUUUAUCGUUUUAUACCGA